Phaeodactylum tricornutum CCAP 1055/1 is the source of this 1230-nucleotide messenger RNA. RefSeq lists its product with no specific name. The transcript has a single exon. The record is from RefSeq and is a predicted model, not a curated record. The coding region runs from base 55 to 1230 and encodes 391 amino acids. Gene Ontology annotation, biological process: regulation of dephosphorylation; regulation of signal transduction. Gene Ontology annotation, cellular component: cytosol. Lineage: Eukaryota; Bacillariophyta; Bacillariophyceae; Surirellales; Neidiaceae. Gene Ontology annotation, molecular function: protein phosphatase 2A binding.
AUCGCGAUUCUCGGUGUCCAGCUCCACCCACCAUCUGAUCUCACGGAAUCAGUCAUGAGCGAAGAAGUAACCAAAGAAAAUGAUGCGGCCACAACAAUGUCGGAAGACUUGGAUCGGUCGGUUUCCCUGUUGGAGACCGCUCCGGAUCAAGCCAAAUCCAUUCUGGAAGACCUACAGCUCAGGAUCGCUCAGAUUGGACUUUUCUCCCGCAACGAAAACUUGGACGACAUUGCUACGAAAAGUUUACCUUUUCUCUGCUUGGAGCACUACUUGGCGGUUGCUCUAACCUCAAUACCCGGUACGAGCAAUCCAUCUUCUCCAAAGAUGUCGGUACCGGAAUGGAGCUUAACAAGCCGACUCCGAAAUUUACACCGCGCUUGCGAUCUGUGGGACUCGUUUCUACAGAGCUUACAACAACUCGAGUUCUUGGAAGCCCGCGACCAGCGAGAUUUGGAAACCUUGACCGAGUUGUCAGCCUCGACGGGAGGAGAGAAAGAAGCUCUUUUGAUGACUAUGCCGUUUGAUCGGGAUACGAAAAUUGCUCGUUUCAAAGCCAAGCAAGAAGCGCAGGGCGAGAAAGCACGACUUUUGGCACUGAAGAAAAGAAGAACCCGAUUGGGUGUUGCGGAAACGGAGGAAUUGGUCGGUUACGAUGAGGAAUCAUUGGAACGAACGGUCGCACUACACACAAUUCGCAUCUGUAUCUCUGAAGCCAUUGAUGAAUGGGCCAACACUUUGCGUGAGCUUCCCAUGCUGCGACGCAUGCUUGCCUCUCAAGAAGAUCAAGCGGCCCAAGAUCGGCACCGGGGUAUCGAUCCCCGUGCCUCGCAGGAUCCACGCGAGCAGCAGCAUCGUCCGCCUCCGUCAUCCUAUCCGUUGAAGGUCACACACAUCACCAAAGACAACAGUGGACAAUUGCAGAUCAGAAAAGAAGACAUAAAGUCGCAAGUGUUCCGUCCAGGAUGGAACCAACCAACUAUGUCUCUGGAAGAACUGGCAGAAAUGGAAGUCGAACAAGCUAUGGAGCGCGACGUCAAGCAGACUGAAGCCCAAAUUUUAAAUGCUCGCGCACCGCGCCGUUUUGACCAGCUCGUCAAGGAUGGUCUCGAAGACGAUAUGGAAUUGGUGGAGGCAAGUGCAGCACUAGAUCGCAAUUGGGACAAUUGGAAAGACGAAAAUCCUAGAGGAAGCGGCAACAAGCGAGGAGAUGUAGGCGAUCGUAACUUCUAG